Molecule: messenger RNA, 2019 nt
Organism: Lentinula edodes (shiitake mushroom)
Lineage: Eukaryota; Fungi; Basidiomycota; Agaricomycetes; Agaricales; Omphalotaceae
Product: CASP C terminal-domain-containing protein
Exons: 17
Coding region: 1-2019 (672 amino acids)
Biological process (GO): intra-Golgi vesicle-mediated transport
Cellular component (GO): Golgi membrane
Source: RefSeq, a predicted model, not a curated record
AUGACCGACCAAAGCUUUUCUGGGGCCCUAACAACUUGGAGAGAAAUCAAUCUAUCCGAACUACAGAAGACGCUUGACUCGCAGGGCAUUGAAAUUGUGGACAACCAGAAGGAUAGUUUUGUAGGACGUAAAGCACUCGCGGACAAGACUAAAGAUUUCAAGAAACUACCUGAUGAAAACAAACUUGGCGCUUUCAAGGGUCUUCUCAAAGCUUACCAGACUGAAAUCGACAAUCUUACAAAACGUUCCAAAACCUCGGAAUCUGCAUUCUUGAACGUAUACAAAGUCCUAGCUGAGGCUGUUGACCCUUACCCACUCUUAGAGGCGGCUGUGGAUCAGACUGUUAAGGCUUCCGAGGUCCGUGACCUCGAAACAGAAAUCCGCAAACUGCGAGAUGAGAAUGCCGAGCUGCGCAAACGCUCCAACGACCAGUCAAAUGUGGAAGCUGCUCGAAGGAAAGCAGAAGCAAAAACCGAACAACUGGAACAGAAGAUGGAAGAGAUAAUCCAAGAACGCAUAACGCAGAAGGAGAAUGAAUUCAACGCCACUCAUGACGAGAAAUUGCGAAAUUAUGAAGAUCGUGAACAGGAUCUUCGAAGACAACUAUUACUGACGAAAAGCCAAUUACGAGACCUCCGAAUGUUCAAUGAAUCGAACCAAGCAAAGCUCUUAGAUCACAGCCAACGACAAGAUCAGGAAGCUGUCGAAAAGUUGGCGGAAGUAGACAUGAUUGUCGCGGACCUUGAGCGUGCUAAUAGUCGUGUCGCUGCUCUUGAGCGACGCAAUGAAAUGCUUCGUGCAGAAGCUGAAGCAAUGCGCGGCGAUACCGAAUCCUCUGAGCGAGUCAAAUCGUUGAACGCACAAGUAGCUAAUCUGGAAGCUGAAACAGAACGGAUAUCGCGCACGCUGGACACCCAUAAAGCCGUUACCACCGAGAUGGAGACCUCCUUACGCAAAAAGAUAGAAGAGAUAUCUAAAGAUCUCCAGCGCAAGGUGGCAGAGGUUAAUCAACUCAAGCAACGUCUGAAGCAAUACAGUGACUAUGACGAAAUUAAACGCGAGCUAGACAUCAUGAAAUUUGUAGAGUUCGCAGGAUUCGAAGACGAACCAGAAGACGAUCAACUCCAGAUACAAGAUCAUGAGCUCGGGGUCCAUUUACCUAAUCCCAAUGCAGACAAAGCUAAUGCUCAGCAAGGAAAAUCUCUGGAAGCCCUUUUAGCUUCCAAGAACAAACGACUGUUGGAAGAGUUGACUAAGUUCAGGAUUCUGCACGGAGAAUUAGAAACAUCACUUCAACAUGCUCAAGGACAACUUGAUUCUACAAGCACAGAACUAGAAAAACAAAAAACUUUGAAUGAAAAGCUGGAAAACGAUUUACUGUCUCUCAACAAGCCUAAUGGUCACGUUUCUCCGUCUGGGUCAUCCGAUGUCUUGGCCGGACUGGAAGUUGUACAAAAGGAGUCUUCCUCAAGAAGCACCCCAAUCCCUUUCGCUUCCUCCGCAGACAAUACUAUUCUUCCUAUUGUCACAAGUCAACGCGACAGGUUCCGUCAAAGAAAUGCAGAACUCAAAGAGGAGCUACAAAAACAAUUUCAUGCGAUAUCCGAACUUCGCGCUGAAAUGAAAAACCUACAGUCGGACAAUUUGAAAUUGUAUGAAAAGGUUCGAUACAUGCAGAGCUAUCGAGAAGAAUCCGGUGGCCGUGCGGUGACUUCUCAACUGGAUCCUUUACCAGCACCUGGGGAAAGUGCUGAUGACAUGAGUAUAUAUCGCGCCCGUUAUGAAGCCAACAUCAACCCUUUUGAGGCAUUCAGAGGUCGUGAAGCCACUCGAGCCAUUCAAAACCUCAAUCCAAUAGAACGAGGAGUCCUCAUUCUUACACGAACCAUUCUAGGCAACAGACGUGCAAGGACUUUCUUUAUUUUCUAUGCAUUGACACUGCACCUCCUCAUCAUGUACACAACAUAUGAACUGAGUACAUCGUCUGGGUCACAACUCCAAAUUCAACCUUAUCCAUGA